This is a messenger RNA of Microthlaspi erraticum, 906 nucleotides long. NCBI's taxonomy places the organism in Eukaryota, Viridiplantae, Streptophyta, Magnoliopsida, Brassicales, Brassicaceae. The record is from the annotation of a GenBank genome assembly.
AUGCCAAAGAAGUUCAUCGUCCCUUCAAUGAAGAUGUACGACGGGACGACCGACCCUGAUAAUCAUAUAGCCCAGUACAAGCAACGCAUGUUCACAACGGCAAUAGCAAAAGAAUAUCGCGAAGCUAGUAUGUGUAAAGGAUUUGGAUCUAGCCUCACGGGACCAGCUCUUCAGUGGUUUACAAACCUACCGAACGCGUCAAUCGACUCGUUCGCGUCAUUGACAGACCGCUUUGUUGAGCAAUUCGCGAGCAGCAGGAACAUAGAAAGGACAGCCGACGAUCUCUAUGAAGUGAUACAGAAGAGAGGAGAACCGUUGCGCGAUUACGUAGGUCGCUUCAACAAAGAGAAAGUAUCCAUUCCGGCAUGUGUCACGUCCACUGCCAUCUCUGCAUUCAAAAGAGGAUUGCUCCCAGACAGUGAUUUGUACAAGGAACUGACGAAGUACCAGUGCAGAACGAUGGAAGAUGUGCUAUCUAGAGCAUGGGCUCAAAUAAGGUGGGAGGAAGACCCUGCAUAUCGACACCUACUUUCCCCACGAUCUGAUUCGCGUGUUAGGAACGAGCGUCCCUCUCGAGAUGACAGACCGUACCAGAGACCACGCAGUGAAAGCACUAGCAAGAGAAGCGACAGCAGAGGCGACCAUCGACCACUCAACCAAAUUGAGAGCGACCAACGCUCAUCAUCCACAUGGCCAGACAUGAGUAACCUCGCAAUAUCUCCUGCAGAACUAGUCAAUGUUCUUAAUCAUAUAUCUGGAGUAAGAUGGCCUCAAAAGAUGAAAGCACCAGGGGAACGAAGAGACACAUCAAAGUGGUGCGACUUUCACUCUGACCAUGGUCAUAGAACAGAAGAUUGCAUCACGUUGAGAAUGGAAGUAAACGAGCUACUGAAAAAGGUCACUUGA